CUAGAAAAGAAAGCAAUAAAACGGUGUAGGAUGCUGGAAAAAUUGAGAACAGCUUGGAGAUCAGGUUCAAUUUCCGUCGCUUCCGGUCUACGUUCCUUCGAGGCGCAAAAAUCAUUUAUCGAGCAUGCGCACAACCCCAGGGGAGUACUUUACCCAUGUUUGGGUACAGGGGCUACCUAGUGUUAGAAAAACCCAACCUUGUUUAGGUCAAAGAAAACCUAAAGUGCCUACCCCGAGGUGGUCAACAACUCCUUUCCCAUCACUUUUUUGGGAUACAGGAUUGGAUGUAAUCAGAGGAUACCUAUUACAACUACUGUCUUGUCCUGAAAAUUAUCUGAGUUUGACUGAUGACCAUUAAAAGAUCUCGCAAACGUCUCCGAUCAUGGGUUACUGAACUCUACCUUAUACUUUGUUUAUAAUAGGUUCAGACCCUGCUUACGACAGACGAAUAAAAUUAUACACCCUGUUCAAGCAGCAAGACCAAAACCCAGGAGCUCCUGCAAAACCUAAUCCCUGUUGGGUGGCAUGCCCUCGGAUACGCCACCCGAUAAAUCCCCCGGAUAAACCACGGAAAUGUUGGUCCCCCGGAUAAACCACGGAAAUGUUGGUCUAUUCUUAACCUUGAGAACGAGGUUGGGUCUAUCAUUGCUUCCAUGAAUUGACAGUCGUGUAUCGUGUAUCCCACUCACGCCCAUCAGGGACGGGCAACGAGGUACGGGAAGGUGGAGGGAGAAACGGGUAUUCAUAUGUAAAAGUGACAGGGAUGAUCGUUAAGUCACGUUUUUACCUCUCAGGGGUUUAAUGCCACAAUCACUUACUGGAAAAACAUCGCAAACUUCAAGCGCGCACGCGCACGUGGAUAGAUAGUUGGAAGUAAAAGAAAAGGUCGAAAAGGUAUAUUUUAUGUGAAAGCAUGUUCUUUGACAAACAUAAUCCAUAAGUGAUCGUGGGGAAUCUUUCGGUACAGAGUGCUCGGUUCAAUACUUAGAGAAUAUUGGACAUUUUGCAGGAGUCCAUGACCCUCUGAAUAAGCUUAGUCGUGUAAUAAACAGAGGUACUGGAAAAUGACAACCGUUGGCAAAGGUAGCAUUCGAGGCUUUAUCGUCAGAUCGUUCGCCCGGGUCGUCAUGAAUCUGGCUUCACUCCAUACCCGUACCCCUACAAUCAGCUAAACUUGGCACCAGUCCAUACUCAGAACGCUGGAAGUGCACUUGAUCAAUGAAAACAAAGAUGGCGGAAGAAUUGGAAGAGAGAUUAAGUGAGGUAGACAAUAAUAGAACAUUACUCAGCCCGGAAAAAAUCUGGAGUUACCUAAAUAGUGAGGAAUGUUCUGCGAUUGACAUUUCUCCAGAUACUACAGACAGUCUCUUUCGAUUUCUGGAAGAUCACAAAGAACCGCCAAGCUCAGACAAUGACUCAUGCACUGUGACUCCAGAGGAUCAGAAACAGCUGGAACAAGCAGUGGCAUGCCUCGUCAAAAUUAUCCAUCUCAUUCAUCAUGCAAAUUUAAGCAACCAACAUCAAUUACUGGUGGAUACUCCUUCGCUAUUAAAGAGGUUUCUGGAAAUUAUGCAUCUCAGAGAUUUACGAGCUCAUUUCUCCAGGAGUGUAUGUAUGCUUGAUGCAAUUCCCAAGAUCCUAGAUUUUGAAGACUCUGCAGUACUUCAGGCUGUGUUUGUAGGAGUUGGGUGUUUUGAAGCUAUCAUUUCUGUUCUGGACUAUGAGUGCCAAAGUGCAGACAUACAGAACACCUUGUACAAGAGUUGUGUGCUGGCAAUACAGAGAAUCAUGCUUGCAUCACCAGCUGCUAAGGAAGUGUUCAAAGAUAGUGUGGGCUUUGAAAAGUUUUGCAGUUAUCUCCAAAGACUUCAGUCACCAUCUAGAGAAUUCAUUCAGCUACUGUUUGAUUGGGUGGUAGAAGGUGUGUACACUGAAGAAAAUAAAGUGAUCAACAAUGUGGAUGUUAUCCUGCUUAUUCUUAAUUGGGUUCCUUCUUUAUCAGUGGACAACAAAAGACAUGUGACAGAAUCUAUCAGACACUUGUGCAAGUUUUCUAUGCAUAAUGCUAUGUUAUGUAGCACGAGUGGUGUGUUCAGUAAAGUUGUGAUGCUUUUGGAAUCUGAGGCACAGAACAUUGACAUCACCUGGGCAGAGUCCCUGAUUGGUAUGCUGGAAGCCAUUGGUGCCCAUUCUGUGACAUCAUGUGAACUCAAACAGAUGAUUGGUCUCUUCACGCCUCUUGAGAAUGGCACACAGAUUCCUUUUGCUCACAGACUUCUCCAAGCUCUUGUGAAAAUGUCAUUUAGUAGUAGCCGCUUGAGAGCAAAACAUUUCUUUGACCUACACCACCCCUCUGCGGGUAUCUCAGUUCCAGGAAUCCAAAAAUGGUCUGGAAAUAGUUUUACAUUCCAUGCCUGGGUUUGCCUGGAUCCAGUUGAAAUCAAAGAAAGGAGCAAUUUAAGCAUGGAAAGAAAGAUAUUUCACUAUCGGCGAAAUCUUUACAGCUUUUUUACCACUUCUGGAGUUGGUUUAGAGGCGUUUUUUUCCUCAACUGGGCAUCUAGUUGUGGCAGUGUGCAACAGAAAGGAAUACAUGACUGUGACUGUACCAGUUUGUCAGCUGUGUGACCAAACCUGGCAUUCUGUUGCGAUUGCGCAUCUUCCUUCCCGUCGUCCUUUUGGUCAGAGCACAGUGUCUGUGUAUGUUGAUGGUGCACUCAUGAUCAAUUGUCCAAUGAAGUUCCCUUCUCUCUCAGAGGAUCUCGCAAGUUGUCAAAUUGGAUCUGGUGACCUGCAGACCAUCUGUACACCAAAAGACCUAGAGGACACUAAAAGCGCUCCCCGAAAGUUUACGUUCUCUUUUCCAGGGUUAUCUGAGACCGUUUCACCCCACUGUGCCACCAUCGCUGCUGGGUCACAGCAUUAUGUGUGGGGCAUCCCAACAUCUCUGCAGGGGCAGUUAGGCCCCGUAUGUGUGUUCAGUGAAGGACUCCAGGAGAAUUACAUCACUGCGUUACAUGCUGCAGGCCCAAAUAAUCUUAACCUGUUUCAGCCAGUUGAUCCGGCCAGCUCUACACAGUCUGCUCUUAAUGACUUAUCUCUUAAACUGGUUCUUUUCUACAAUUCAAAGGCUGGUCGUGAUCACAUGUGCAGUGAUUUGACGCCGGUACAACCAGGACGAGUUCAACUAGAUGGCAGGUUAACUGGUCAUAGAUGUACCACCUGGGACAUGAAGGACGUUCUUCGCUGUAUCGGUGGCAUGAAGAUAUUUUUGCCGUUGUUGGAGCAGAUCUCAAAUUUUGAGCCACCGAAGCCUUCACGUAUCGACAGCAGUGAACAACUGGAAGUGUUUGAUUUGGAGCAGUCAGAAGCGAAAACGGGAGAUGCCAUUGAAAGGCACCUCAGCUCCGGUUCAGAAGCAGAAUCCACCCAAUCAGAGACAAUUGAGCCCGCAAACAGUUGGCCCAGCGGCUCUGCUAGUGCUAGCCCUCCGUGUGCAGAACCGGAAGAGGAAUGGGUCUACAUCAACGAUAACUACGAUCUUCGAUUUUACAAGAAGGAAAUUUACAGACUCUGCAAGUCACGCAACUGUAAUGGCGUUGCAUUGUUCAUGUUUUUACUUUUAAGUAUUUUGAAAGGACACGACGUAAAGGACGAAGAAUUUGCAGAAACGCUUUGUUACGUCGGUAGCAUAUUACGAAACAUGGACGUUAAGCUCAUAAACGUUCAAGUAUUGAGAUCGUUACAAGCACUGGUGGAAUGCGUGACGAACGAGACUGUGUUACAAAGUGUUUUCGAGAAUUUGUUAUUUGAUUUCCGCAUUUGGAGCUCUAGUGAAUUUAACGUGAGGAUCGGACACAUUCAAUUCAUAUCCACGCAGAUCAAAGAUUCUCCGCAGAUUUUUCGUACGGAAUACGGUGUGAGAUUUUUUCUUGAUGUAAUCACUCAAUACUAUGCAGAGAAUUCACAGAUGGGUAAUUCCGCUGGCCGGAACCGAGAGAAUGAAGUACAGCUGACUCAGGAGGAAGUAAAGAUUAUCAGAGCGUCGUUGUUAGGAUUGAUUAAGUUUUACCUGACGGAGAAAGUGAAACGAGAGGAAGUUUGGUUUAUUGUGGAAUACUUGAGUUGCGUGACAGAUCCUGAACAAAUCACAGAAGUUUUAGACGUUCUCAUGUCACUUUGUGAACGAGCGUCCAAGAGUAAGAUGGCCAAACGACUCUCAGAUCCCAGACACAUCCCAGUUUUUGUCACUCUACUCAUCAAUAACAGAAACGAAGAUCUUCGUCUCAAGAUCCUCAAACUGAUGGCCGACGUCAUAGCGUCUCAAAACGUCCCUGAGGGCAACAGAAGCUACUGGCAUCUAAAACCUAUAGGGUUCUCAGCGAUGACAAAGCUCCUUUCGGAUGACGCCUCUGAGCCCCUCAUACAAAGUCUCGUCAGGCUGGCCGUGUCUGAGCACGAUGCAAACAAAGGCGUUGAUGUGUUGAUGCACUAUCACGUGGUACUUGCCGUGCUGGAAUUGCUUGAGAACAUGGGACUGGAAACGAAGCUGUUUGUGAGUCACAUGAUUCUGCGAUCAAUUGAUGCUAACCAUGUUAGCCUAUCACGGUGCGCUAAGGAGUUUGGGUGGCAUGUGACGCUGCUCAGACUGAUCACGGGCCCAUUUGGUGCGCCACGAUGUACUAGUGACGUAGAUGAGCAGAAUGGAAGUGUCCUUGAAGAAAGAAGAAGGAGUGAAGAAGAUUUGAUCGACACUGUAUUGGAAAUCGUGUUCAGAGUGAUGUGGAGAGGUGUAGAGGGCUUUGGAGAAAGUGACUGGAGGGUGCGCGGUCAAGCUAUAGCGGCAGUGAGUAUAAUUUCCUCUGCUGAGACCUUUUUGGUCCCUCAUCGUGUCAUUGAGAGGCGCCUUCUGGAGCUUUGCCUGCAGGGGGCCGUUCAUGACAUCAAGGUGUCCGGACAGACAGGCGAAUCUGAGACCCAUAAUGCGCUAAUGGUGAUGCGCUUGGUUGAAGAUUUCAUCUUUACUCCAGCUGCCAUUGCUGGAGCGGGAUCAGAAAAUGAAUCAGACACUUGGAGCGUAAAGCUUGUUGAAAAUGUCGUGCUUCUUCUUGAAGUAUUAAACGUCUGGGAUGAGAACGAAGAAAACGUGGAAUGGGAGGAAAUGGCUCAGGUGGGAAUGCGGAUUCUUUUGGCUUUCAUUGCUCGUCCGGAAACAGAAUAUUGUGCUACUGCCUCGUCCAAGCUUAGCAAGCUCUUAAAGGCCCGGAUUAAUACGUCACAAGGAGAGCUUUGUUACACUCUAGGUCGAUUACAUCAAGCUUUUGUCGCGUCAAGAGGAAAAGCCGAGUGUCGCAAUUACACCUUCAUCGUGCCCGUUGUUCGCGUGUUGCUCCUCAAGUACCACUAUACCUUACCGCUGAUCAUCUACAUGCCUACGUUCUCCGCCGCUGACUGCGCCCAACUGCAGGCUCAGGAGGAUUUUCUGGAGCUGAUGGAGAGUGAAGAAUUUAAGGCCAUGAUGAAACAGCAGAUAUACCCUGGAAUGAAACAGUACGAAAACACCUUCUCAGAGUCAACUUUAGCCUCAGGUCGCUUCUGGAUGGAUUGCCUCACAGGUCUGACAGAAAGCUUGAAAAACAAAGACAAAGCUGAAGAGGAAAGCCGUGAGAAGUUUGAAGAACAAAUUACGUGGCCAUUUAAACAACUUCAAGAUUCACAGCGAGAACACGUCAAGAAUUUGCCAAAGGAACAAGAACACCACAGGAGUGAUGUGGCUCGACAGUGGAAAAUGUUGAAGAGAAUGUUGAUGUCAGAAAGAUCUCCAUGGGGGAGGAGGUUACAGGAAUCGCACUGGAAACUCUCUUCCACAGAGAACUUUCACCGCAUGCGCCUCAAACUGACACAAAACUAUUUAUUUACGCUUCAUACCGAAGCUAGUCGCGCGCGUGACAACGCGGACACGCGAGACUCGCGCGAAGCUUCCGUGCCCGUGCUUGUCGCGAAAGAGGCUGUUGUACAAAACGUGGACGAGGACGUUCUUGAAGUCGAGGAUCCCGGAAGUCCAGUUGGUAAAGAGAGGCAACGGACAAUUUCGGAAACAGAAAAACCAGUUUUGGGUGAGGUUUGUGAACUAAUAACACUUAUGGAUAUUGUCCCUGGGAAGCUGGAGAUCACCACUACGCAUGUCUACUUCUAUGCGGAUGAGACCGCUGGUCAGGAUUUUCAAUGGCCGUUGAGCGAGCUGAGAGAAGUCCAUUUAAGACGGCACAAUCUUAGAAGAAGCGCUCUUGAGUUCUUUUUGAUUGAUCAGACAAAUUACUUCUUAAACUUCAAUAAGGAGACCCGCAACAAGGUUUAUAAGAAGAUUAUGUCCCUACGGCCCCGUAAUCUGUACUACAUUGGUGCGAGAUCCCCAGCGAACUUACUCAAGGCGUCAGGGCUCACAGAAAAGUGGGUACACAGAGAGAUAUCCAAUUUUGAGUACCUCAUGCAGCUGAACACCAUCGCUGGAAGAACCUACAACGACCUGAGUCAGUAUCCAGUGUUCCCUUGGGUCCUUGUGGACUAUGACUCAGAAGAGUUACGUCUUGAUGACCCUGCCGUGUACAGGGACCUUUCCAAGCCCGUAGGGGCACAGAAUCCAAAUAGAGUACAAUCCCUACGAGAUAGGUACGACACCUUUGAAGAUCCAUGUGGACUAGUCGCCAAAUUUCACUACGGUUCACAUUACUCAAGCUCCGCAGGCGUUCUUCAUUACAUGCUCCGCGUGGAACCCUUCACCACACUUCAUGUUAAACUUCAGAGCGGACGGUUUGACUGCGCAGACAGACAGUUUCACAACAUCUCUUCCUCGUGGGAUUCAAUUUACUCCAAAGGCGGCGAUGUUAAAGAGCUUAUACCUGAGUUUUUCUAUUUUCCAGAUUUCUUGGUCAACUCUAACAGAUUUGAUCUUGGCCACCUUCAGCGAGGAGGACCUGUCGAUGACGUCAUUCUUCCUCGCUGGGCGACCUCGCCUGAAGACUUCGUGUUCAAACACAGGAGAGCUUUGGAAUCUGAUCACGUGUCAUCACACUUGCACGACUGGAUUGACUUGAUAUUCGGCUACAAACAAAAGGGACCCGCUGCAGCUGAGGCAUUGAACGUGUUUUACUAUUGUACUUAUGAAGGAGCUGUAGAUCUUGACGCCAUUACUGACCCUGCCGAGCGAGUGGCGACUGAAGGAAUGAUUAACAACUUUGGUCAAACUCCAAUCCAGUUACUCGGCCAGCCACAUCCACAGCGCAUGUCUGCUGACGACGCCGCAAAGUUUAAGGCAGCAAAGAGCGCGGGCACAAGCCGAACACUGGAGAAUGUGUUUGAGAACUUCGAUAAGUUGAAAGCAUAUUUUGUUACCGUAUCUGAUGCUACAGACCCGCUGGUGUUCACUGCAGUUUCCCAGGUACACACCAGAUCACUAAUUCAUUCAGGCAUGCCUGAACACAUGAUCACUAUCAGCCAGAAUGGCGUUGUGGGAUUGCAAGACUGGUUGCCUUACUCUAAGACGAGGACAAAACCUUUCACCUUUGAACUUGACCCUUCUUUGUCAUCAAACAGAUUACGCCGUUGUAUCGCGGGCCCAUUCAGUCCUGACUUGCAGGUUUCAUCGCACUUGUUCGCCAUUACCCAUGAUGCCAAGUUGAUGAUAACCGCUGGACACUGGGACAACAGUUUCCGAGUUUUCAAUACAAAGGGAAAACAGCUAGCCAGAAUUGUGGCUCAUACAGACGUGAUUACUUGCGUCUCGUUGGAUGACGAUGGUCAUCACCUGAUCACCGGAUCACGUGACACCACAUGCCGCCUGUGGGAAAUCACUCAUCAGGGAGGGGUGGCUCAGGAGUUGAAGCGUACGCCUCUGCAGACCUUAUAUGGUCAUGACAAGCCAGUCACAUGUGUUGCCAUGAGUUGGGAGCUUGACAUGGCGGUCAGCGGUUCACAGGAUGGAACCUGCAUCAUUUACACAGCGCGAAAAGGAGAAUAUGUGGUUACGCUAAGGCCCAUGGGAACGGCUUCCUGUUCACAGCUCAGCCCUUGUCACGUGACCAGCCUAGCUCUGUCCGAAUAUGGAAACAUUGUGGUGUUCUGCAAGCAAGAAUCAAAUCUUGCCCUGUGUAGAUACUCUAUCAAUGGAAAACUUCUGUCAAAAGACGCUAAAUUAAAAGAAGAUGUCGUCGAUAUUUUAAUUUCUGGCGAAUAUCUUGUUACUGGAGGUAUCAAUGGAAAACUGGAAAUCAGGCAGUUACACAGUUUCCAAGUGUUAAAAAAGAUGAAUCUUUUAGUUCCAAUUCGUUCCGUCUCGCUGGCGAGAGGGAACACUCACAUCUUCGUUUGUCUCCAAGAUGGCAAGCUCAUCGUCAUUGGUGUAGAAAGCUCGUGAGGUCAGCCACGUCAUCGAAUAUCACAUGACGCACGUGAACGCACGUGACGCAAUAUGGCAAGCUCAUCAUCAUUGGUGUAGAAUUCUCGUGACGUCAGCCACGUCAUCAAAUAUCACGUGACGCACGUGAAUCUCCGCUUAAAUGACAAUUUCCUUUUUUAAAUAAUCGCCAUGGCAUCCAUGGUUUUCAGGAAGAGAAUAUUUCAAACAGUCUAUCCGUUACCUGUUUGGUCAAGUAGAAAGUUGAAGUGUAAAUUUGUGGGAACUGGCUCAAGUUUCCUGUUGGAUAAUAUUGACCCGUCUAGAACUUGCUUGAAACUGAACGCAGUAACGCUCAAGUGUAGUUAAUUAUAUUAGUUUCAACAUAACUUAUAGUUAGGAUUCCUUCACACUGUAAUAAAAUUCAAUUUCAAAUUGUUUCAUUCCCAGUCGUUAAAUGUGACGUCACAGAGGGUGUUGUGUGACCAGCCAUGUAACGAGUGACAAGUGUUAUAAGACUUUCAUUUUAAGAUGCUAUUUUUGAGUACCGUGGAAAAAUUUCAACUCAACCCUGUUUAAAAUGUAAACAACUGUCUUCACCAAUUCUAACGCUCAUUGUAAGAUAAAAAAUUAUUUAUUGGAAGUUCCCUCUAGAAAGCACAAGUGGAAGUAUAUUUUAGACACAAUGUGUUGUCUUCUGUUCUUAGUAGUUUUUGUUUUUGUUUGUUUUUGUUUGUUGUUGUUGUUGUUGUUUUUUCAUUUUGACAUCAUGUUUGUCAGUUUAAACUAUUUUCCCUAGUCUACAAAAACUACAAAAUCUAAUUUUGCAGAUCCAAGAUGGCGGAUUAAAUGAUGUCAUAUACCAUAAUCAACUACAGAACACCAUCUUACCUUGUAGAGCAAGCUCUAGAUUAUGUAAUACAUGUACCAUAAUUGUUUCA
Molecule: messenger RNA, 9332 nt
Organism: Orbicella faveolata
Lineage: Eukaryota; Metazoa; Cnidaria; Anthozoa; Scleractinia; Merulinidae
Product: neurobeachin-like protein 1
Biological process (GO): intracellular protein localization
Cellular component (GO): membrane; cytosol
Molecular function (GO): protein kinase binding
Source: RefSeq, a predicted model, not a curated record